ACUCUGGUGACGUCACUCGCAGAGUUGUCAUGGCGUCUUUGGGACCGAGGCUGCUGCAGCUGCAAUUUAGCUAAAAUCUGUCGACAGCCCGUAGGUCGAAAUGGAGAAAAAUGCAAACCUACGCCGAGACGCCGACGGGAGCUCCCUGUGCGCGACGAUUGCUGGAGAGAUGGGUGACGUUUCCGCUGUCGCUGCGGUGAAAGGAGCCGCGGAGAAAUGCAGGAACAGUGAGGCUCCUCUCAGUACUUUGGUGAACGUUAGUUGUAAUAACAGCACCGCCAGCGUUAGCGCCUCCGGCGACGCUCACGUCCUCCCGGCUGCGGGGGGGUCCGUGGAGCCACGACUCGCCGAAGCCCCCCGCGCGGACGCCGAGGCGAGCGCGUCGCGGUCCCGGGAUCCGAUCAGUAACGGGAUGGGGCACGAGUCGCUGCUGGCUGCGGGAGAUAGCGAGGGUGGCGCCUCAAAGUUAGUAAACAACAAAAGCGACGGCUCGUCCUCGCCUCCCGCCGCGGAGCGCACGCGCGUGCAGCCGGAGGCUUCGGCUCGUGGAGAAAGUGAGCCGAAACUUAGCAAACCGACGCAUCUGUGUCCCGACGGCGCGGACGCGGUCAAAUCGGGGCUGGGGCCGCUGACAACCCCGUCGGAGGGAUUGCCGAGCGGGAGCGACCCCGAUCCCAGCCUCGGCGGGGAGUCCCGAAGCAUAGAUUCCCUGGAGUCGUUCUCCAACCUCAACUCGUGCCCGAGCUCCGACCUGAACAGCGAGGGGCUGGAGGACAGGGGUCUGGCCCUGGCGCUGCGCAGCGAGUACGCGGCGGACGGGACGAGGACGUCGUGCGCCGCCGCCAAGGACCGGGUCGCCGGCCAGUCCAUCUACCACAUCAAGUGGAUCAAGUGGAGGGAGGAGAACACGCCGAUCAUCACCCAGAACGAGAACGGCCCCUGUCCGUUACUGGCGAUCAUGAAUGUCCUGCUGCUGGCGUGGAAGGUAAAGAUGCCGCCAAUGAUGGAAAUUAUUACGGCCGAGCAGCUGAUGGAGUACCUGGGUGACUACAUCCUGGAAACCAAGCCGAAGGAGAUCUCUGAGGCUCAGCGGCUCAACUAUGAGCAGAACAUGAGCGACGCCAUGGCCGUGCUGCACAAGCUGCAGACAGGUCUGGACGUCAACGUGAAGUUUACGGGCGUGCGCGUCUUCGAGUACACCCCGGAAUGCAUCGUGUUCGAUCUGCUGGACAUCCCGCUGUACCACGGCUGGCUGGUGGACCCCCAGAUGCACGACAUCGUGAAGGCCGUGGGCAACUGCAGCUACAACCAGCUGGUGGAGAAGAUAAUAUCCUGCAAACAGUCGGACAACAGUGAGCUGGCAGGCGAAGGUAUCGUAGCAGAGCAGUUCCUGAGCAGCACGGCCACUCAGCUGACGUACCAUGGCCUGUGUGAGCUCACGUCCACCGUGCAGGAAGGGGAGCUCUGCGUGUUCUUCAGGAAUAACCACUUCAGCACAAUGAUCAAAUUCAAGGGCCAACUGUACCUCCUGGUCACAGACCAGGGUUUCCUGACGGAGGAGAAGGUCGUCUGGGAGAGUCUGCACAACGUCGACGGAGAUGGUAACUUCUGUGACUCCGAGUUCCGGUUGCGACCGCCGUCCGAUCCAGAAACCGUGUACCGAGGUCAACAGGAUCAGAUAGACCAGGACUAUCUGAUGGCGCUGUCGCUGCAGCAGGAGCAGCAAAGCCAGGACUUGGAGUGGGAGCAGCUCCCCGAAGGCAUCAGCGACCUAGAGCUGGCCAAAAAGCUCCAGGAGGAGGAGGACCGGCGAGCCUCCCAGUACUACCAGGAGCAGGAGCAGGAGCAGGAGCAGGCGGCGGCGGCGGCAGCACAGCAGGGCCCGCAGGAGCCUGGCGAGGACGGCGAGGCGGACAGAGCCGGGGGCGCAAGCGGAGCGGCAGCUGGAGCUGCCACGGCGGCGGCGGCCACAGCCACACCCAGCCCAGGAAAACAGUCCUCCAGCAAAUCCAAGAAAGAGCCCAAGGAGAAAGACAAAUGUGUUAUUUUGUAACGUAGAGUGUGUCUGUGUGUGAGCGCGUGAGUGUUUUGUGCAUUUGCUUAUCUGUGAGGAGGGGGGACAGCAUUUGUCUGUCCACGGAGUGGACACACAACACGGAGCCCGCGCUCGAUGACAGGACAGAGACCAGACCUACAGAGGAUUUGCUGUUCCCAAACCACUGGUGCCUGCUAUCCUCAAACCUCAGUGGAGCCUGGACAUCAGAGCAAUGGACACAACACCAACAACAACAACAACAACUACCACUUACCUUUCAUAGUCGGCCAAACUUUCGUACAAGCUGCACAGUGCACUAUAUUUGUGAUGUGGGGUCAGGUUUAUCUGGGGGUGGUGUUUUAUAAGCAAAAGUCAUCAAUUGAAGAAACAACGUCACCCUCUCACCAUUUUCAUUUCCACAACAAUCGCCCAUUUCAUUCAUUUUUAAUUGUUGCAGUUUAUAAGCUUUUUUGUACUUAUCAAUAUUUGCGACUCGUUCGUAGACAAGCCCACUUUUUUUGUGUUGAGUUUUUUAAGUUACCCUUCGAUGCCAAUAUUCACAUUUGAUCCGUGUAACAGGUAGCUUUUUGGGGAAGUUAAAAGGGACUGUGUCAUGUUGUUGAAAACCAGUGUAACACCCUUUGUGUCCCUCCAUACUGUAGUUGUGUACCCAUGCUCAUCGCAGCUUGCCCCGUUCAGUUUUGCCUUACCAGAACAUGGCAGCCUCACAGCCCGCUCUGUUUGAAUGUGUGUUUGUUUCCGUGUGUAUGAGCCCUGUGGUAUAAUGAAGUGCGUGGUACAUCUCUUGAGUUGAUUCAAUUUGGACUUGGCCAAAUCAUUGCUGCUGUAUGAGUUAAGUUAAGAGGAUGGCGUCAGAUUAUUACUGUCAUUGAAUCUGAAUUUGCGUGCGCGCGUGAGCACUAUCAUAAUCUCGUAGGCUCUGGAUGUAGUUUCACCGCAGCCAUGUUUGAGAAGGAAUUCUCCAGAAGUCAGUGGUUUGCUUUUCCUGCUCCACGCAGGCUGGAAAACGUCCGUUACCGUGACCGGCGUUGCUCUAGUUGAAAUGCUGGGCCUUGUCUCCUGCUGUAGCGUUUUUGCUCCCCGCUGUGUGAAAGUCACAUUUUCUAGCUCUUUCGAACGAAGUCUGGGAUGAAUUCAUUUGUCGUGCAAAAUAAGGUCUGGUGGUGAAAACUCGGUCCAGGAGCUGAAGUUCUGUGGCGUGACCUUUUAACUGCACUUCACUGCAGCGCGCCACACGUGAUGUACAUAUUUACUUAAUGCAGUCUUCUAAUGGAUUGAGCUGGCGGUUUGUGCCAUUAUUGUACUAAGGGACUGGCUCCUGAGAACCUUUUCUAUCGAUACAUUCCAGUCGGAUGCCUUGACUCGAGCCUUCUGUUACACACUGAGGGGGACAGUGGUGGCAGGAAGCGCUGCAGCUGUUACAAAGUGGCCUCCAUUCAUUUGUUUGGUGGGAACAAACUUAAUGUCAGGACAUGAUGAUGAUGAUGAUGAUGGAGGCAGAAGGCUACCUACUGUGUGGGAAGCCGUUCUCACGAGCCUUGUGCUAUAGCUACAGAUUGAGUUCUGUGUUUUGUAUAUAUAUAUAUAUAAAUAUAUAUAAUUAAAUAUGUGCGUGUGUAUAUAUAUAUAAAACGCCUUACAAUGCUUCAACCUGUUUUAUAGGACUAAAGGAAACAGGCGUAUUAAGGGAAUGAGACAAUCCAUGCAUAUUCACACACAUUACAUUUUGCUUUGUUAUGACACCGUUUGUUGGUCCCUAGUCACUUUCCCCAUCACUACUUUAAGUCUCUGUGUAUGUGCACCCACUAUUUUGACACUUUGAAGGACUUAACACUAUAUCAUCUAAGAUUCUCAUGGUUGAACUUCACAUAGACGAAACUAUGAAUUAAGCUGCUCCUCUUGUGUUAACUUGGACUACCUGAUACAAAAUAAAAUCCCGGGACAGGGUCGAAGAACGUGAACCAUGUACACUUUUCAUUGACUCUUUGUUCUAUUGCCACGUGGCAUAAGUAAAAUCACAUGAUUUCAGUGAAGGCAGACGGAGGCUCUCUGGAAAUGCUGUGCAGUUUGGUUUCUGUCUUUACUAAAUUUCCACUUAAUUUAUGACUCAGCCCAUCGACUGAACGUGCUGAUUAAACAUUCCAGUGGAGGAUUUAAAGGAUGAAUCUUCACUUAAGUGCAGCCUGAGUUGAGUUGGACAUUUUAUAUUGGUUAGAGUUUAUGCAGGUGGAAAAAAGCGCAGAAUGCCACACGGUUUUGUUUCAGGUUUAGUACUGUGCUGUCCCAACCUUAAUACCUGAAUAUGAUAUUUAUGUUGUAAUGAGUUUGUUUCACCAAUGUUUAUAUGAUGAACUGAUCAGAAGGGUAUUGUGUGUUUGACGUCUCUAAGUGGUUUCUUGUUUGCCUUGUAAAGUGAUGGUGGGGUAAAUACUGUAAAAUUAGAAAUCUGACAAGUUGAUCGUUGCACACAUGGUUGUAAUUGGUAACACUGAUAUGCACUAACAAAAGAGCAACAUACCUCAUUUUAUACGGAGCAUAGUUUUACGUUACCUUUUAAAAACUGAACAAUAGCCAAAAGAAUUAACUAAACAUGGUAGCGGCUGCUCUCACAACAGUUGAAUGAUAUAAUAAGUUGUAAAAGUACAAAAGGGCUGUUUAAGUGUUUUUGGCUGAAAUUGUUCUCGUAUUUAUUUGAAGGUGGUGCCACUUAAAAUGAAACUGCAUUUAGGGUAGAGGUGCACCUCCACAAGACAAACAGGCCUGAGUACCAGCACCCAGCUCACAGGUGACAGAGUAGACGGAAUGAAGAACUCCUGUAGAUGACUUGACGAUUCAGUCUGCAGCAAAUAGUGGAGACGCCCCUGUUUCUGUUCAUGAUUUUAACCAUUCAAUUUACAGAUAAGGAUUAUGGAUUAGUUAUGGAACAGUAAAAAGGGGAAAAGGCUCGAGUGUCGUCAUCUAUGUAGCAAAAGGAGAUGUUGAUUGCUGUUCUAUGGGACACACAUCAAGAUGUUCUCUGAUGCAAAACCUUCCACAUCUUACUUUGUGAUGCAUGUGAAGUGUGGACUAAUGUCAGGCUGAGGAAAAUUAUGAUUAACCCUGAGAAUUUCAUCCUUAUUGUACGAACCCAUUGUGUUCAUAGUUCAUAUAAAACAUACAUGCAGAAGAAUGUGUUUGUGUUGAUGGGAGGUUACUUAUUUGUGUUGAUUUUGAUCUAUUUACAUAAAUGACCAAAUAAUGUAUGUAGCCUUUCACAUCACAGCCACAUCUUGUAUAUGGUGAUAUAUAUAAAUAUAUAUAUAUAACAAAAUGCCUUAUAGACGAGGGACAUUCAACCUGAUUAGAAGUUACAGCAUAAUAAAAGACUACGAUCAAUAGCUG
Molecule: messenger RNA, 5437 nt
Organism: Betta splendens (Siamese fighting fish)
Lineage: Eukaryota; Metazoa; Chordata; Actinopteri; Anabantiformes; Osphronemidae
Gene: mindy2
Product: MINDY lysine 48 deubiquitinase 2
Exons: 9
Coding region: 101-2053 (650 amino acids)
Biological process (GO): protein K48-linked deubiquitination
Cellular component (GO): cell periphery; cytosol
Molecular function (GO): cysteine-type carboxypeptidase activity; cysteine-type deubiquitinase activity; K48-linked deubiquitinase activity
Source: RefSeq, a predicted model, not a curated record